UGUCUUUGCCUGUGAAGGCAGUUAGAAGUUGAGGUUGUCUUCAGUAGGAAUCAAACUCGGGGCUGCUCCCAAACAUCGUUCACGUGGACUUUUUUUUUACCACCCAACCAAACAUGGAGCGAGCACGCCUGCCGCCUCGGAUCACCAACGUUCCUCAGGUGUGAGAGAGAAAAACGGAAAAUAUUCCAAGAUCUGAUAUCAGGAUCCGAAAGCUAUUCCCAAAAAUGGCCUCAUCGGCAGCAACCCUGCUAGCUUUAGCGACAAUCCUGCUAAGCGUCACGCAAUGUCAAAGUGUGGUGGCGAAGCUAAAAGCCCGCCCCCCGCUGAGAUUCACGCACCAUCUUUACAACGUCACCAUCAACGAGAACUCCCCGCCGCGCACCUACGUGGCGACGCCGGUGAAGAUGGGAAUCGAGAUGGCAGAUCGAUUUUGGCAAAUCAAAUAUUCGCUCGUUUCCGGGGAUGACGCUGACCUUUUUCAAGCGGAGGAAGUCAAAGUCGGCGAUUUUUGUUUCCUGAGGCUAAAAACUCGAGGAAGCAUCUCCGCACCGCUCAACCGAGAAGUCAGGGACAUGUACACGCUAACCGUGGAGGCCACGGAAAGGACUUCGGAAUUCCAAGCCAAGACUAAAGUGUUUGUUCGGGUUGUUGACACCAACGACCUUAAACCGCUUUUCUACCCCGCUUCGUACAACGUCGCCAUCAACGAAGACGCUCCAUUGCAGUCUAGCGUCGCUAAGGUUAGCGCUACGGACGGCGAUAUCGGCAGCAACGCCGACUUUUAUUAUUCCUUCACCGUCAGAUCUCAUCCGUUUGUCGUCGAUCCUUUCAGCGGCGCCAUUAGCCUCUUCAGGAAACUCAACUUCACCCGCACGAAUAGAUACGAUCUCACGGUUUUAGCCGAGGACCGAACCAAAAAAAUAUCCGGUGUUCAGAAAUUCGGGAACGUCGCCAAGGUUACCGUGAAAGUUCAAAAAUCCGCUAUGUUGUCUCCGGUUAUUAAGUCUCCGUCUGCGCCUUCGGUAUCCGCAGACGGUACGGUCACUAUCAGCGUCCACGUCCAAGCGGGACUUAAACCCGUCGAAUCGUUAAGCGUCAUUGACGGUGAUCCUCAUCGAUACUUUGAAGUAAUCCCUUUGGGAUCACAGGGGAACCACUUCCAAGUGGUCUCAACCAAAAACAUAAUCUGGUCGCAAAGUCCAUUUGGACUUAAUCUGUCCCUUCAAGCUAAAGACAGAAGUUCUCCGAGUUUGCUAUCUCCUGUUGCAAAAAUCCACAUUCCGACUUUUAAUUACAUUCCGAUAGCAUUCCUAGAAGACACCUACAUUGUCCGUCUCAGUGAGAUUUCCCCGCCGAAAACAUUUGUCGUGAAAGUUUCAGUCAACCGCGACGACGUGACUUAUAGCAUCAAAAGUAAUCCAGAUACCUCGAAAUUCAAGAUCAACCCCAAAACCGGAGUCAUAACAACCAGGGAGUCGUUCGAUUACGAGAGUCAGAUUCGUUAUGAGUUCGAUGUAAUGGCGAAUGAAGGCGAAGCCGAGACUCACGUCGUGGUUGAGAUCACCGACGAAAACGACAACAACCCGAACUUUAAGAUGACUUCCUAUCGCGCGACGGUGGACGAAAACAUCGCGGUCGGUAGCAGUAUUUUAAAAAUAGAAGCCACCGACAACGACGGAGCGGAAAAUGGAUUCGUAACGUAUUCGAUUUCCAACUCAGACGUCUUGCCUUUUAUAAUAGACCCGUUCACCGGUGUUAUCUCGACAUCGGAAUACUUGGAUUACGAAUUGAUGAAACGUUGGUACCAUUUAAGAGUCUGGGCGUCAGACAGCGGCGAACCGUUCAACCGGGUCAGCGAAUGCCCCGUAACGAUUACGAUUAACAACAUAAACGAUAACAUUCCUCGAUUUGAGAGAAUCGACUGCAACAUCACUAUACCUCCGGAUCUCGAAGUCGGUAACAGCAUCGUUGAACUCUCCGCUAUCGAUUUAGACGAACUGCAACAGCUGAGCUACGUCAUCGAAUCCGGCAACGAGCUCCAAAUGUUUGGUAUUGAUUCCGCAUCGGGGGAGGUCACCCUUAAGCAAGGCAUCCCACCGGGAGUAAAUUCAUUCAAUUUAGGAGUUGUGGCCUCAGACGGAGAGAAUCACUCCGAGGAAACCGUUGUCAGGGUAACGGUUACCAGCAGAGGCGAUGAGACAACAAUUCGCUGUCGGGAAACGGGUAUUUUCAAACAGAUCAAAGAUAAACUGAUAGAGUCCAUUAAGCCGAUUUGGACCGACACCGACGAAGACAUCUUCUCAGGAACUCACAUCACUAACAGUCACUCACCUAAGUUUGAUCCCGGUAUUCCCAGUUCAAUUGAUAUUCCGGAGAACCAACCGCUGGAAUCCGCGAUACUUCAAUUCAAGGCCUCGGACCACGACACGGGUUUUAAUGGCAUGCUCGUUUAUGGCAUCUCAAGCGGGAAUGACGAAGGGUGUUUCUCCGUUGACACCGUCUCCGGAGAUCUCCGUCUUCUGUGUCCGCUGGACAGGGAAUCUAAGGAGUUCUACAUCUUGAAUAUAACCGUGUAUGACUUGGGAACGCCGCAAAAAUCUGCGUGGAAGUUGCUAGCGGUGAACGUGCUCGAUAUCAAUGAUAACGCUCCUACGUUCGAUCAACCCAGAUAUGUGGUACGCAUCCCCGAGAACACAGAACUGGACUCGGUUGUUUUUACAGCUCGAGCUACAGAUCCGGAUGCGGACUCAAGCGGGAACGUCAAUUACUCACUUCUAACUUCUAAUGACAUGUUUCGGAUCGAUGAAGUGAGCGGCGAGGUGAUAGUGACGGCUCAUUUGGAUCGAGAAACUUCGCCGAGACACGACCUCUGGAUUGAAGCCAGGGAUCAAUCCCGACUCGAUGCCUCGAUGUCCUCCAGUCUUCACCUUGUGGUGGUGCUACAGGACGUCAAUGAUAAUCCGCCGACGUUUGUACCAAAGAUCUACAAAGUCAAAGUUCCUGAGGAUGUCCCGGUUGGGACCUUACUGGUCUGGGUUGAGAGUGUGGACUUAGAUGUUGGUAGUGGCGGUCUAGUGACGUACAAUCUAAAGAAUACAGAGAGUGGGAUCUUCCAACUUGAUGCAUCCACCGGUGCCUUGACACUCGAGAAGGAACUGGACUUUGAAAGGCGUCCUUCUUAUAAUCUCACAAUCCGGGCAGUGGACCACGGUCUUCCAAGAUCCCUGUCGUCAUCGUGUUUUGUUGAGAUUGAGGUUUUGGAUGUGAAUGAGAAUCUCCAUGAGCCGAUCUUCACCGAGUUUGUGUACGAGACCGGAGUGGAAGAAGACGCGGCUGUAGGGACGUCGGUGCUGACCGUGACGGCUUCGGACAAAGACCUCGGUAGAGAUGGAGUCAUCAGGUACCACAUCCAUGACGGUUCCGGUCUGGGAGUGUUCGCCAUUGAUGAGGAAACAGGAGUGAUCCGAACGUCUCAGAAGAUGGAUCGGGAGAAAGUUCCUCACUACUGGCUUUCUGUCUAUGUCACGGACCUGGGAACCGAACCUCUGUCCUCGUGGACGCAUGUCUACUUGGACGUCCUGGACGUCAACGAUAACGCUCCAGAGCUUUCCCAGCCGGUGUACUUUGCAUCCGUCCGGGAGAACUUGGGAGCGGUCAAGUCCGUCAUCCAGGUCUCGGCCACUGAUGCGGACGCGUCGUCUGAGGAUAAACUUUCCUUCCAGAUACCGGAAUCUCAUCAGACGUACUUUGGCAUCGAUGCCCAAACAGGUGUUAUCAGCACUCUUGCAGCGUUGGAUCGUGAGGACAAACCUGAACACAGCAUUGAGGUCAUCGUUUCAGACAACGGCUCUCCGCCAUUGCGGUCCACCGCCACCGUGGUCAUCAGCGUCCUGGACGACAACGACAACCGGCCAAAAUUUACCGACAAACUCUUCCACGUUAAAUUACCCGCUCAGCGUCACGCAGCCGGGAUGCGAGAAGUCUGCAGAAUGGUCGCCGAGGACGACGACGAUGGUUCCAACGCCCAAGUCGCUUAUAAAUUACAAGACGGGCAGGACGACAGAUUCGAUGUUGACUCGUUGACCGGAGUGGUGACGUCGUGGGGUGAUUUCUGGCCUGGGAACUACACCAUUCUUACGAUAAAAGCUACGGAUCAGGGCAGCCCAUCGCAGUCGUCCACGGCCAGGCUGGACAUCGAGUGGGUGGAGCCUCCGCCUCCCUCCGCGGACCCCAUCACCUUCGAGGAGCCCCAUUUUACUUUCGCCGUUAUGGAGACGGAGCCUGUGACGCACAUGGUGGGCAUCAUCAUGACGGAGACGUAUCGGCUGAGGUGGUUCCACAUCACAGGCGGUGAUGAGGAAAAAGACUUUGACAUCCAGAGGAACUCCGGAACCAUCUACAUCGCCCGCCGCCUGGACGCCGCCCGGCGCUCCAACUACAACUUGACGGUGCAGGUCACCGAUGGCCACCACAGCGCCACCGUGCAGGCUUACAUCCGAGUGCUGGACAUCAACGAGCAUCGGCCUGUCUUUCUCAAGCCCCUUUAUGAGGUGAGGGUCCCCGAGGACACCUCGCCGUGGAAGGAUGUCCUUCAGUUGGCGGCGGAGGACGCCGACGCCAACAGCAAGUUGGUGUUCUCCAUCCACAGCAGCCUUCACCCUCAAAGCACCAAGUUGUUCCACUUGGACCCAAAAAGCGCCAUCUUGGUGACGACGGAAGAGCUGGACUACGAGACCAUAUCUGUACACACGCUCAUCGUCAUGGUGCGCGACCAGGAAAUCCCAGUAAAAAGGAAUUUUGUGAAAGUGAUCGUUCACGUGGAGGACUGUAACGACCACGCGCCCGCGUUCCUCAGCCCCCGCUACCAGGCCACCAUCUCCAACCUGGCUCCCUCGGGUUCCGAGGUCGUACGGGUGAAGGCCCUGGACGGCGAUAUCGGCAGCAACGCCGCCAUCGCUUAUUCUCUGCAUUCCGGCAACAUCAACAACAUGUUCUCUAUAGAUCAAGUCCUCGGCUCCAUCACUGUCUCCAAACCUGAGGACCUCCAGCAUCAGGACCAGUACCACCUCACAGUCAAAGCGACCGACCAGGGCUUCCCUCAACGUAGCGACAUCUGCUCCAUCCACGUCUACAUCCACAUCUCGGACCACACCCCGCCCACUUUUCCGUCAGAUGAAUAUUUAGCGGAAAUCAGCGAGCUCAGCAACUUGGGAACGUCGGUGCUCACCAUAUUUGCCGCCAGCCCGGCCGCGGUGCAUUAUGGGAUUGAAAGCGGGGAUCCAGAGAAAGUGUUUCAUAUGAACCGAUACACUGGUUUGAUAUCCAUUCAAAGGCACCUUGACUUUGAGAAGUGUUCCUCAUACCAGCUGAAGGUUUCAGCUUCCACCAGUUCCGGUUCUUCGUCCGUGACGGUUGUUUACGUGUACGUUUUUGACGAGAACGACAACGCGCCCGUUUUUGGGCGCCGGGAGUACAUGGGGUUUAUAAGCGAGGCAGCACAUAUCAGUAGCAUGGUUCUCGAGGACCUGAACGCACCUCUGGUGAUCCAAGCUUCAGAUCUAGACCAAGAUGAAAAUGCUCUACUGGUGUAUCAGAUCAUGGAAGAAGACGCCACGAAAGUGUUCAAGAUCGACGCCAACAUGGGAACCAUCUCAUUAGUUGCUCCACUCGACUUUGAAACCGAGACUGAAUAUCGUUUCAGUGUUCAGGUGAAGGACUCCGGGGAACCGUCGCUGCAUGCAGAAGAACCGGUCAAGGUCAUCGUAAAAGUUCUGGACCUGAACGACUCCCCGCCGCAAUUCAACACCGCCACUUACGAGCAAUCUAUCAUAUUCCCGCCGGUCCCAGAUACAGAGGUGGUACGCGUCUCGGCUCGUGACGCCGACUCGUCAGUGUCGUACAGUAUCACGGAAGGGAACUUGAACAACGGUUUUUCCAUCCAUCCCACCACCGGAGUCAUAACUGUUGGGAAUGUGACUGAUUUUAAACCCUUUUACCAACUGAUUAUUCGAGCUUCCGAUGGUCUUCAGAAGGACUCGGCUAUCGUCAGGGUGAACGUAACCAACGUAACCGAAAGCGGUCUCGGAUUUGAGCGAAAAACGUACUCGGUUAGCGUUUCCGAGAAUCUAACCAAAGUCAAAACGUUAGCCGCACUGAAACCGACUGGCUGUUCUUUGAACGAGCCUUUGUUGUAUUCCGUUUUGAACCCAACGGAUAAGUUUGAAAUUUCCCGUACUUCCGGAAUCAUGCGAACUACAGGGGUGCCUUUUGACCGGGAACACAAAGACGUGUACGAUGUCGUGGUGAUGCUACGAGAUACCAGGGUUCCGCCAAGAACUGCCACCGCUUCGGUCAAAGUAUUUAUCGACGACGUCAACGACAAUCCGCCUCAGUUUCUGAACCUGCCUUUUUCCAUGAUGAUAUCCGAAGACGCGGAACCAGGAGAUGUUCUAUAUCAGGCGACCGCGACUGAUAAAGAUCUGGGCGAAAACGGAUCCGUUGUGUACUCGCUGGAAGAGGAUUACGGACUCUUCAGGAUUGAUCCGGAUAUCGGUGAUAUUUCCCUGCAAAGACCUCUUGAUUUCGAAGUUCUGAAUAAGUACGUAUUAACGGUUCUCGCCAUCGACGAGGGCGACCCAAGUCACAUGACCGAAGCACAGCUCAGUAUUCAAGUUCGGAACAGAUCGAAUCCGGUUUUCCAAACUCUUUUGUAUCCACUGAAGGUUCCUGAAAACGUUCCUCCAUUCACAACCAUCUUACACGUUCAGGCCAGGAACCCUGAAGGCUACCGGCUGAUUUACAACCUAAUGGAGGAAAACGCCUCAAAACAUUUUCAUAUCGAUUUCAAAACCGGCGCUCUGACUGUCGUUAACGAUCUGGAUUACGAAAGCCAGAUUCUGCACGUUCUGACCGUACGAGCGACUGAUUCCGUAACCGGAGCGUUUUCCGAGGCUUCAAUCGAGGUCGAAGUUGAAGAUGUAAACGACAAUGCACCGUUUUUCUCGCAGAGGAAAUACACUGCCAAUAUCGCAGAAGGACUUCCUGUCGGUUCCUCGGUUCUGCGGCUUUCAGCCUCGGAUUUGGACUCCGGUAUAAAUCAGGAUAUGACUUUCCAGAUUGUGAGAAUAGAAGGCAGCGAAACAGAGUUCUUCGGUGUAGACCGUCACAGUGGACUCAUCUUCACCAAACAGGUUCUGGACCACGAAAGCACGAGUCACUUCCAGUUGAAAGUCAAGGUUGUGGACAACGGAACCGUUCCGCUCAGCGGCGAAGCUUACGUUUUUUUAAACAUCACCGACGUCAACGACAAUCCGCCGCAUUUUGUAAACUCGCAUUUCGAAGCCACGUUGGAUGAAACCGCAAAAUGCGGCCAUAUUGUCAUCAAAAUCCAAGCGUCUGAUCCCGAUGUCAGCGACGCCAAUCAUCUCAAAUAUAAAAUCCUCUCAGGAAAUGAAGGUCGUUACUUCAAUAUCAACGAAUCCUCAGGGAUAAUCUCCUUCUCGAAUGUUUGCCGGAAAAACCUCGACGCGUACUACAACCUGACGGUGGCGGUCUCGGACGGCGUCUUCCAGAAGAGCGCACCGGUCAACAUCGAUAUGAUAAACAGCAACCGACACAGUCCUUAUUUCAAACAAAACAUCUACGAAGCCGAACUAGCGGAGAACUCCGAAGCUGGUACCCGUGUGAUCCGCCUUGCCGCCAUCGACCCUGACGACGGUCCCUACGGAAGCGUUGACUACACCAUCAUUAACAAGCUCGCAGAUGAAAAGUUCGCCAUUGACGAUAACGGACAAAUCGUUACGACCGAACCGCUAGAUCGGGAAAACCCCGACCAGAGAGUCAUCGCUAUUAAGGUGAUGGCGAAAGACGGCGGCGGGAAAGUGGCUUUUUGUACGGUGAAGAUAAUUCUCACCGACGACAACGACAACGUUCCGCAGUUCAAAGCUUCGGAGUAUCAAGUCGCCAUUCAGUCAACCGUCAACAAAGGAUCGCCCGUGAUUCAGAUCAUCGCUUACGAUGCGGACAACGGAAAAAACGCCGACAUCACCUACACCGUCGAUGAGGCGGAAGACGUAACGGAGGACAUCAUCGAGAUCAACCCGUUCACCGGCGUCGUUAGCGUCAAAGAAAGCCUCGUCGGCAUGGAGAACAGGAUCUUCAACUUCAAAGUAAAAGCUCGCGAUGGAAGCCUACCGUUCUAUAACUCCACCGUUCCCGUCCAGGUUAAAGUCCUUCCUCCGGAGGUUCCUCUACCAAAAUUCUCAGAACCGCUCUACACCUUCUCAGCCGCUGAGGACAUUCCCGUCGGUACGGAGAUUGGUUCCGUGAAAGCGGAAUCGGAUAUGCCGCUCAUUUAUAGUCUGGUCAACGGGAACACGGUUGAAAGCAAUAAAGACAAGGUCUUCAGUUUGGACAAGGAAAGCGGGACUUUGCUUCUUCAGAAGAACAUAGACCACGAAAAAACAAAAUGGUACCAGAUAGAUGUUCUGGCGCAGGGGAACCACAACGGAACCGACGUGGCGUCGCUGGUGUCAGUCAAUAUCCAAGUCCAGGAUGUCAAUGACAACCAGCCGGUUUUUGAUGCAAACCCUUACAGGGCCUACCUGGCGGAGAACAUGCCUGCUGGAACCACCGUCAUCCAGGUGACCGCCAAUGACCCAGACACGGACACCAACGGUCUGGUGACCUACAGCCUGGAGGAUCUACUUGACGACACCACGUCCAACAUCACCGAGAUGUUCUCCAUCGACGGCGACACAGGCUGGAUCGUUACAGUCCGUGAGGCCGACUGCGAAUCCUCAAGGGUCUACCGAUUCAACGUGCUCGCCACCGACCACGGCGGCGACGCCAAGCUGUCGUCAAGUGUCCUGGUGGAAGUGACGGUGACGGACGAGAACGAUAAUCCGCCGAGGUUCUCCGAGGAUGCGUACCGUGGAUCGGUGGUGGAGAACAGCCGACCCGGGGAGGUCAUCGUGUCCAUGACGACCACGGAUGAAGACUUCUCGUUGGAGAACCGCCUCGUGACAUGUUACAUCACAGAUGGAGACCCGCUGGGCCAGUUCGCUAUCAUCCAUCAGGACGAGGGCGAGUGGGGAUUGAUCGCCAAGGAGCCUCUGGACCGUGAGGCCACAGACGGAUACGCGUUGAGGAUCACUGCCACCGACGGGAAGUUCCAGACCCCAGUGAGGGUGGACGUGCACGUGUUGGACGUCAACGAUAACAGUCCUCAGUGUGAACAGUUGAUCUACACGGAGACGCUGAUGGAGAAUUCUCCCCCCGCCAUGUUUGUUCUGAGGGUCUCGGCAUCAGACGCGGACUCCGCCGCUAACGGACAGAUCUCUUUUAGCCUGCACGGCCCCGACGCAGACAAGUUCCGUCUGGACCCGAGGACAGGGGAGCUGUUCACCCUAGCGGUGCUGGACAGGGAGACGGUAUCCGAGUACACCCUGGCGGCGACGGCGACGGACGGCGGCGGCCAUUCCUGCCAGACGGACAUCCGAUUGAGAAUCCAGGACAUGAACGACAACCCUCCUCGCUUUUCGUCCAGCCGCUACGAGGUCACCGUGUUCGACAACACGACCGUACGCACGCCUAUCGCCGCAGUCUACGCCAAAGACGCGGACGCAGGUAUCAACGCGGAGGUACGGUACUCCAUCCUGGCCGGCGACGCCGGCUACUUCUCUUUGGACGAGUUUUCCGGCAUCCUGCGACUGGAGCGGCCCUUGGCCCCUGACACGCCGCCCAGUUUGGAGCUGAAGGUGAAGGCCACUGACCGAGGCCUCCCUCGACAGCUUCACUCCGUUGCCACGGUGACCGUGGACGUGGUGUCCCUGGAAGACUACCAGCCCGUCUUCCUGAGCGCAGAGUACACGGCCCAGGUUCCCGAGUCUUUAGCCGUGGGCUCCGAGGUGCUGAGCGUGUCGGCCCUGACUAGAGACGGCUCGGGGCCCGAUCCCGUAGUCUACCGUAUCGUGUCCGGGAACGAGGACGGACGCUUCCUGCUGGAGCCAAAAACUGGCCUCCUGACCCUGGCUGCCCCGCUCGACUUUGAAAUUUCACGGGAGUUCUACGUCUCCGUGGAGGGCAGCCGAGGCCGGUCGGCCCUCCGCGACAUCACCAUGCUCGUCAUCAACGUGACGGACGUCAACGACAACGCACCCGCUUUUGGGCGGGGCGACUACAGUGCCGAAAUAUCUGAGGAGGACGCUCCCGGGAGCCUGGUGAUGAAGGUCACGGCUACCGACAUGGACGGGCCGCUCAACAGCCUGGUGCGUUACUCCAUCGUGAGCGGCGACCCGCUGCGGCAGUUCGCCAUCCACCCUCGGAGUGGCGAGAUCACCGUAUGCGCCGGAUUGGACCGAGAGGAGCUUCCUCAUUACUCUCUAACGGUGCAGGCGGCCGACGAAGGUCAUCCUCCUCUCUCGUCCGCCGUCCUCGUCUCCGUCACCGUGGUGGACGUCAACGACAACCCGCCCCUUUUCUCACGAGUCGAACACAGCCUGCUGCUACAGGAGGGCGAGUCGGUGGGGAGCGGCGUCCUCCAGCUGGUGGUGACGGACAAGGACACGCCCAGGAACGGACCGCCGUUCUCCUUCCACAUCGUCAGCGGCAACGAGGACCGCCGCUUCCACGUGGACCAGGGGGGCCUCUUGUCCCUGUCGGCCCCCCUCAGGAGGAAAACGAAGGCUCAGCAUCGACUGAAGAUUCAGGUGACGGACAGCGGCCACCCUCCGCUCUCGUCCAUCUGCGUGGUCACCAUCAACGUCACCGAGCAGAGCAAGUACCCCCCAUCGGUGGUCCCCUUGGAGGUCUUCAUCACCACCGCCGAGGGUUUCUUUACGGUUGCCAACCGCCUCAUCGGUCGCAUUCACGCUUCGGACCAGGACCCACAGGACGUGCUUUCCUACCAGCUGGUCUCCGAGGACCCACCCGGGUUGCGAUUCUCGGUAGACCGAGCUGACGGUAAAAUCUGGGCAGAUGAAAACCUGGACCAGGGUUCCUACUCGCUGAAUAUCAGCGUAACAGACGGCAGGUUCAGCGUCUGGACCGGGGUUAAAGUUCACGUAUGGGUGGCCACUCAGAGGGCGCUGGAUUCGGGUUUGACUCUGCAGCUGGACGGGGUCUCGCCUGAGGUUUUUUUGGGCGACCACUGGAGGGGUCUCCAACGAAGCCUGGGACUCGGACUGGGUUUCCCCAGGCAGGAACUUCACCUAGCUAGCCUGCAGCUGCUCCCUGACGCUCGGAUUCUGGAGGUUCUUCUCGUCUGGAGACCAACAAAUGGACUCAUCCGGUCUCUACCAACCAAUAGGCUGGCAGGAAUCAUGUCGGAUAUUGAAGACUCCCUGGGACUGAGCGUCGUGGGGUUGAGCCACAAUGGCUGUCUGGGUACCGGGUGUCCGCCACGAGGAUGCCGGAACGCCGUCCACUUGACGGGCGACACGAUAACCCACUUCAGCACCGCCAGAGUGGCGUACAUCACGCCGCGGCACAACUGGGAGGGCGUCUGCGCCUGUAACGAAUCGGCUCUGAGGUUCACAGAGCAGUCCUACCUCAAGUACCUCCACGGGAUGGAUGAAGACCAGCAGGACUUCACGCUGGCCCUGAGCUUCAGAACCUUCCGAGAAGAAGGUCUGCUCAUGUUGGCCAACGGAACAGACUGGGGAAGCUUGCAGGUGAGCGGCGGCCAGCUUCACUUUGUCUUCAACUGCGGCGUCCUCGCCUUCGCCGCCGGACGUGUCGCGUUGAGGUCACAUGCCGUGUCGGACGGCCGUUGGCACAGAGUCCUGCUGGAAGUCCGACCCGCGUCCUUGAAGCUGACCUUGGAUAAGCAUCCCCCAGUGUCUACUGACUUGGCGGCGCCUUGCCGUAUGAUGCGCCACAACGGCGCUUUGUUGUUUGGUUCAAACCACCGCCAGGACGCCGCACGUCAUGGGCAUCGACCGCAAAGUUUCGAUGGAUGUUUGAACCACCUGGAAGUCAACGGUGAACCAAUUGAAGCGAAGGAUGCAUCAGAGUGGGCGGGACCCGGCAACCGAAGAGUUUUUGGCGUGUAUGAGUGCUGCAGCGUGGGCGCCGUCUGCGACGACAACCCGUGCCAAAAUGGCGGCGCCUGCCAGGAGGACACCAACGGCGAAGCUCUCUGCAAAUGUGUGGGACUCUUCCACGGCUCGCGUUGCGAACGGGGCGACAACCCGUGCGCCUCCCAGCCGUGCACCCACGGCCGAGUGUGCGUGCCCAAAGACCAAGGCUACAUGUGCAACUGCUCGCUGGAGAGCGCCGACGCAGGGUGUCACAAUCUGGUGGACGUCUGCUCUCCCAAUCCGUGUCCCGGAGGUUUCCACUGCAAACUAUCUGACGGUUCCUUCCACUGUGACCCCCUGCCUCAGGUGUCUCCCGUGGUGGGCUACGUGGAGAUCAUGGAGAUUGGCGGCAGCGUGCUGGGCCUGCUGUUGCUAGUCGGCAUUUUUGUUUGUGUCAGAAAACGUCACGUUCAGCAGAAGAAGAAGAAGAAGGCCGUCUGCGUUCAGGACUCCAACGGUUACUUCCCGUCCAGUUUGGCCAAGAGCCUGAAAGCCGGCGACCAGGACGCCCCCCCCAUGGAGCUCAACUCCAUGGGGGUUCCCACCAACGACCUGGACCACUCGCCCUUCAGGUCACUGCGCCCGCGAAGCCACCUCAGCCCAGGGGUGGCGGUCUCUUCCAAUAAAUCUCACAGUCCGGCGGUGUGCAGCGUGGCCCCCAACCUGCCCGUCAGACCUCCAUCCAGCUCUGACAACGACUCGGUCAAGAAGAACCUCUGGGACCUGGACUAUGAAGUCUAUCCCGCCGAUCCCGAUUAUUUUGGCCGUCCAGCCGUACAGGAGUUCCCGCAGUUCGAUAUCGUAGAGGACGCCUACUCGUCCUCCAGCAUGGACUCGCGCAGGAACUCCCGAUUCGGCGGUUUCCCCUUCCCUCUGGAGCGCUCGGAUCGCCGCGCCCCGUUACCGCCCUGCUACAGCACACAGAAUCUGGACCACUUCCUGGGUCCCGAUGGCGUUCCGCUUCCGAGAUCGCAGUGUCCUAAUGAAUUCACGGCUGUCAGUUACUACCCGCCGUCGUCGCACGGACGCUCCCAGGAGAACACGCCCGUUGGUUACAAGAGAAUGAGCGUGCGGCUCAGUGUAGCCACGCCUUCCUACGCAGAGCAGAUACCAGUCGCCGCCGACGGCGCCAAUGUGGCGCAGCCUCAGACUCGCCCGAGCGAAGCCAGCACGCGGAGCUACGACGGCGGCAGCGCGGUGGAAAGCGACUACGGCAGCUGUGAGGAGGUCUUGUUUUAGGACGGCGAAGGCGACGUUACUUCCUCGUUCCUCGUUUUGAUGUUUUUCAUCAACGCUAGCAUUUUUUUGGGCUUUACAGGAAGUAGAAAAAACGGCAGUCGGCUAGUUAGGUCUGUGCGUGCCAUCGACAAUGGAGGCUGGAUCCUCCAUGCGAGCACGUUUUGUGAUUGGUUAGCGGUGUUCAGGCUCCGCCUCCGACUGUCGGCCAUUUUAAUUGUCGUAAACGUGCGUGAGGAAAAAAAAAUGUCAUUUUGAAAAUGAAGUGUUUGACUCUCCAUUAAAGUAAACUGGUCUUUUAUUUUGAAAUGCACUUCCUUGUCCAUCCAGGUGACUUCACUCAUAUUUUUCUUUUUUACUACCAAUUUAAAUUCCAUAUUUAAAUUGAAUUUCUAUUCAAAUAUAUAUAACUGACUUUCAAAAUAAAAGCCUCCAUGUUCCUUGUAUGAUUGUUCCAGAUGCUAACAAUAACAAAUACUUUUUCAUUGUUUUUUAUUUACGUUCAAAAGUUGUGUUUUUUAUGCCGAUGUGAAGUGUUGUCAUCUAAAGUUGUGUUGUUGUUGUGCAAAGUGUGUGCGUGUGCACACAAACACACACACGUUGUGUUGAACUGUGACGUUUUGAUCCCGAAAGUCUUUGGACUCCACUUGAAUGUAAAGCACGCUGAGUUUUUUUUUUUGCCUUUUUGAAAGUUUAUUUUUUUAGCCAAUGUUGAUGUGAUUUAUGACCAUGUUGUACAGACAAUAUAUGAAUAUAAAAAUAUAAUAAAGAUCAGCUCCUCCCUUC
Molecule: messenger RNA, 14102 nt
Organism: Doryrhamphus excisus (bluestripe pipefish)
Lineage: Eukaryota; Metazoa; Chordata; Actinopteri; Syngnathiformes; Syngnathidae
Gene: fat2
Product: FAT atypical cadherin 2
Biological process (GO): homophilic cell-cell adhesion
Cellular component (GO): plasma membrane
Molecular function (GO): calcium ion binding
Source: RefSeq, a predicted model, not a curated record